AUGGACAGCUGUUGCUCUGGAGUGGUGCAAGUAUUUGUGGGUGAAUGGAGCCCAGAAUAUGAAGCACUUUCCAUUAAAGCUACAAAACAAACUUCAUCAGCUGAGAUUGUGGAGUGCAUAAUCGAAAGACUUGGUUUAGUUGAUGCUAAUGUUUCCAAUGGAUAUGAAUUAGCAGAAGUAGUAGGGAACUCUGUUGGGCAAGAAUGUAAGGAAAGAAGACUUGGGCCAACUGAGUGCCCUGUAGCACUUAUGUUAUUAUGGCCCAAAAAUGCAGCACAACAAGAAUACUAUAGGUUUUACUUACGAAAGAAACAGCCGGAUUUAUGGUCAGAUAGUAGAUUUCCGAUGGAUCCACAACUUCUAAAGGACUACUUUAAUAGAUUCCUGUAUCAGCCGCGUGACAAAGAAUAUCCAGAUCUGUGUCAACUUCCAGACCUUAAUGAACAGACUCUGCUGGACAACCUCCGGGCUAGGUUUUUAGCUGGAAACAUAUAUACCUAUGUUGGCAGCAUCUUGAUCGCAUUGAAUCCAUUUAAAUUUUAUCCUAUCUACAAUCCAAAAUAUGUGAAACUCUACCAAAAUAGAAGAUUGGGGCCAGACAUACCUCCGCACAUAUUUGCCAUAGCUGAUGCUGCUUAUCACUGUAUGCUUAAAGAGAAACGAAAUCAAUGCAUUGUUAUUAGCGGUGAGAGUGGAUCAGGUAAAACGGAAUCAACAAAUUUUCUACUGCACCAUUUAACGGCACUCAGUCAGAAGGGUUCACACGGCAGCGGUGUGGAACAGACAAUACUCAGUGCUGGCCCUGUGUUGGAAGCGUUUGGUAAUGCGAAAACAGCGCAUAACAAUAAUAGUAGUCGUUUCGGGAAAUUUAUCCAAGUGAAUUACAAGGAAAAUGGAAUGGUGCAUGGGGCUGUGGUGCAAAAGUAUCUUCUGGAAAAGUCUAGAAUAGUCUCCCAAGGAAGAAAUGAAAGGAAUUACCAUGUAUUUUAUUACCUUUUGGCUGGAGCAAAUGAACAAGAAAAGCAACUUCUGCAUUUAGAAAAUUGUGAUCGUUAUAAUUAUUUAAAUAAAAGUGGCUGUUACGGACUGGAGAAUAUUGAUGAAAGACACGAAUUUUCAAGACUGAAACAAUCUAUGGAGAUGGUUGGAUUCACGCCAGAAAAACAGAGACGAUUAUUCGCCGUUCUGUCAGCUGUUCUUCUACUCGGCAAUGUGGAGUUUCAACCUAGAAAAUCUUAUCAUCACCACGAUGAAGCUGUAGGUGUUAAGAAUCCGGAAGUAGUAGCGUUAAUAUCUGAACUCCUUAGAGUGAAACAAGAGACUCUUUUAGCUGCACUUACUGCUAAACGCGCUAGAGCUUCGGGGGAAACUUUGGUUAUUAACUACAGGCUUCCAGAAGCAAUUGCAGCAAGGGAUGCCAUGGCCAAAUGUCUAUAUGGAGCUUUAUUUGAUUGGAUCGUUCUGCAGGUGAAUCACGCAUUACUUUCAAAGAAAGACACUCUCAGAGAUCAUCAAGGCAAUAGUAUAGGUGUGCUAGAUAUUUUUGGUUUCGAGGAUUUUAAAACGUGCAAUAGUUUUGAACAAUUGUGUAUAAAUUACGCGAACGAGCAACUGCAACAUUAUUUCAAUCAACAUGUAUUUCAAUACGAGCAACGAGAGUACAGAAAACAGGGAAUUAGAUGGACAGAUAUAGGAUAUAGUGACAAUUCAGGCUGUUUAAACUUAAUAGAAGGAAAACCUAAUGGUCUUCUUUGUCUCUUAGACGAUCAGUGCAAUUUUCCGGGUGCAACGAAUGAGACAUUACUACAAAAAUUUAAUUCAGUACAUAAAGACAAUCCAUUCUACGAGGCACCACAACGACGCGAAGCAGCCUUUGUUGUACGACAUUAUGCAGGGGCUGUUAAAUACCAAGCUGCUAAUAUGAGAGAAAAGAACUUGGAUUUAAUGCGACCUGACGGCGUGGUUGGCGUAUUGAAAAAUUCUUCUCUUGCUUUUGUCCGGGAGUUAGUGGGUGCAGAUCCAGUUGCAGUAUUUAGAUGGGCUAUACUGCGAGCAUUUUUUCGGGCUCAUUUUGCUUUUCAAGAAGCUGGUCGUGUUCACAGACAUGGUCGAGCUGAUGGUACAAAAGCAUCUGUACAAAACAGGUAUAGGACGCCGAACGAGAAUUUAAUAAGUUCGCACAAACAUAAUCGUCCACCAAGCUAUCAGAAGCAGCGCAGUGUCUGUAUACCAUCAACAAUACCCACUACCACAUUAUCUUCUAUACAACUCGAAAACAACGACAAUGUAAACAACAACCGAUUGUCGUGGCCACAAUUCCGAAACAUUAAUCAAACGCAACAUCCGUCCAAUGUAACCAUGAUGAAGGGUUACUUGAUAAGGGGCAGGGAAGACCAGCCUCAUAGUAAUAAUAAACUCAGACGAGAUACUCAUACUCCGCUAGAGAGGGUGCUUCCAAAAGACGAAGCAAACGUCAUGGAACGCGCUAAUCAAAUAGUCAUGAAAAACAAAUCAUUUCGACCCAGAGAACGUGGCAAGAAGGGUUUAAAAAAUCUUCAAACUGUAAAGACCCUAGCUGGAAGAACACAAAGUUAUGGCAGUGGACCCGGCAAAGCAAGAAAACAACCCAUGACAGUAUCGGCACAAUUUCAACAGAGCUUACACAGUCUCAUGGACACCUUAAAUCAAGCAAAUCCUUUCUUCAUCAGAUGCAUUAAAAGCAACGCCAACAAGGUACCAAAUGAAUUCGACGAGGAAACUGUGCAACGACAAUUAAGAUACACAGGAAUGUUAGAAACAGUCAGAAUAAGACAAGCUGGAUUUAAUGUUAGAUUAACAUACGAAGAGUUUAUCCAACUGUACAGAAUGUUGCUACCCAAGGGAUUGUUAAGUUCACAGUCCGACGUUAGAGACUUCUUGCUGACACUGAAUCUUAACAGAGACAAUUAUCAGCUCGGAACGACUAAAGUUUUCCUGAGAGAAUCGGAAAAAAUCAAAUUAGAUAUAGAAUUGCAUCAGCAGAUCAUCACAAGUAUCACAACAAUACAAAAGUGGUUCCGCGCCUGCCUGGAAAGAAGAAAGUUCCUCAGAUUGAAAAAGGCUGUCGUGCAAAUACAGUCUUUUUGGAGAAUGAUCAUUGCUCAAAGACUUGCCCACUCUCUGCGUGCUAGGGUAGAAGCUGCUACUCACAUACAAUCUGGUUGGAGAUCGUACAAACAGCAACAGUGGUUCAAAAAGUUCAAGUCGUCUAUAAUUACUUUUCAAGCCCAUGUCAGGGGCAACAAUGCAAGGAAAGCUUUUGCUCAGCUGCAGAAGCGAAAGAAUUUGCUUGUUGAUAAAAUUGGAGAAUACAAGGAGAUUCAAGAUCAAAGAGAGCUUACAUAUGAUAACAGCAAGGUGUACUCAAAGCUUAGGGAUAGUGAAGAAUCACUCACGGAAGACCAUACGUUGCUGGAUUUUAGUACGAUUCGGAAAAUGGACUCCCAAAAUCGUUUCACUCCAGCAAGAGUGGACAGUGCAGCAAGGGACAACACUAUCGACACUAGUAUGACAUAUUCGAAGCGUAAACUUACACCGAAUGCAAGAAUACUACAUGAAUCCAUUACGGUAUUAAAGAACACAGAACUUUAUUCGUCCGAGGACACUAGAACAAAACGCGGCGAUCAUUCCCCCGUGGUAACAGUGAAUACAAACUUAGUAAAUGCUUCCAGCCGAUUGUCCUCAGUCGGCAAACGGGCAGAUAGUUCAUCAACAGGGUACAGCGAUGGAGAAACCGACUCGGAAAUACCAAGCGCAGUACAAAGCGCACCACCAGUCUUCAGUACUGCACCGUCGUUCCCGUGUCCACGAGAGAUUAAAUAUCAUCAGUCCAACAUUAACUUGACGCAUAGUCCAAACUCAGACAUAUGGCGGCGUAGAGCAGACUUCACGUCUAUCAAUUACAGCGACUAUUUAAUGUCUGGUCCUCAGAAGACAGCAUUAACGCGUUCCGCGAAUGUUUCGCAAUGCAAGAAUAUGACAGACAACAUAAUAGAACCGGGACAGCACGAGAAGCCAAACGAGGCGUCGAACUUUAACGUGAAACUGGAUACAAACGAACGUUUCAUUCACAUGGAGAGAUCGUCGGCUCGAGAACAGCGUCGACUCAGUGACAACAGCAUGUCCAGCGAACGACUGGAAAGCGUUCCAGCGUCUCCAAUUAGACGGGACCAUGGAUACGGUCAUGGUAAAGACCUGAAAGAUUUCAGUUACUUAAGACGACAAAAUUCAGAAGGAGACACGUCCAUCAAGUUGGAUUCCGUGAACGAUGAAAACAUUUUGAAGAGUCCCCUGUUGAAGGGGACAUCGCCUAAAGAGAAAAAUUCAAGGCCAAAAGAGAAAUCCGAGCCUGACGUGCCUGUCAGAAGUGCAAGAAGAAACCGACCCUCGCGAGAAUUCCAUUGUUGGUCCAUGGGCGAGAGCGUGUCGGAUUCAAACAGUGGCGAGGCGAAGAACCUCUUCCUGGGCACGAUUAAAGAGAGUGACUUAAACAAGUCUGCGAACGUGUGGACCCGCAAGGAUAGCCCGCACGAAACCCCGUCGAGAUCGGUAACAGACUGGCCCGUGAACAAGACUGAAAAUGCCUCCAAGACCCAGCAACCUGGCAGGCGUAUGAGAUCCAACGCUAUAACGACAUUGGAGCUGAGAAGGAGAAACUCUGAUCCAGCCACUAAGGUAUCUGGUCUCAGCGAGGACAAACCUGGAACCGAUACAAGUCCCAACGACUUGAAACUCGCGCCUGGAAUGAAUCUUUUGGAAUGGAAGGGCAAUUUGUUCACCUUGGCCGGCCAUCGGUUCAGAAAGGUUGCGAGGUUCGCCAAGGAUGACGUGUGCGUCUGUUGCCACGAGAAGAUGGACGCAUUCGUCACGCAGGGGUACAAGUGUGCGGAAUGUAAACAGUUGUACCACGUGAAAUGUAUUCAGAACGGCGGGGUACUUAAGAUGCCGUGCAUCCUGACGAACACUCCCGGCAGACGGAAAAAUAGGAAGCCACCGCGAACACCGUACGACGCAACGAAGCAGACGGUCGCGUCCAAGUUCAGUUUGACCGGUACUUCCGCGUUCUCCGACAGCACGGACAAAAUUAUAUCCGAUGCCAAGGAGCUGGCGCUCAUGCAGGACUUCAUCACGAAGAAAAUCUACAUAAUGGAAGGCCAGGCGGAGGGUAGAAAACCCAGCGAAGUGGACCGUGUGUUCAAGCAGGCUCUUCGUAAAUUUAAAGACGAUCUGGUGAUCACUUACAGCGUCGCCAUUCAGCAGGGCGUCGAGGGCAACAUCAAGUACACCGAUCUGAUAGCGAACUUCCUGCACGUGAUGGAGACGGUCUGCAAACAAGAGAAUACCAGUGAAGAUUUUCCCGUGACGAUGGGAGUGAACGCGUUCAGGGGGUUCAUGAACGAAUUCAUGACGCUAGUCAAAACCGAAGCGCCGGAGAAACAGAGUAAGAGCAAACGGAAGAAGGAGAAGAAACGGAAGCAAGAAGAACCGACACGACACGGGAAUCACAUGUUCCAGUUGACUAUCAUAAAUAUACCUACAGCCUGUGAAGUAUGCACGUCUUUCUUUAUGUGGCCUAUUGAACGCGGACUUGUUUGUCAGAAUUGCAAGCUGACAUGUCACAAGAAGUGCUACAUGAAAGCGUCGGCGGAGUGCGGAAAGGAAGCGUUGCACGAGGCGAACUCGCGAAAGGUGUUCGGCGUGCCCCUGUACAAAUUGGACUUGGGCAUAUACCGGUAGAGCGGUGUCAGUUCGAAAGUGAAAGAGUUGAAGCUGAAGAUGGACGAGGGUGAUUUGGAGAAGGUUCUAUUCGAGAAUUACCAAGUGCACGUGCUCGCGGCUGUGCUGAAGAGCUUCUUCCGGGAUAUGCCCGAGCCUCUGUUGACCUUCGAGUAUUACGACGAUUUUCUGCACGCUGCUAACUUGACGGAUCCACGGGAUCGGAUCAGCACGCUGUUCGCCAUACUGAAAAAGCUACCGAAACCGAACUUCGAUCUGAUGGAACGGUUGAUCGUUCAUCUGGCGAGGGUCGCGCUUCACGAGGUCGACAAUCGUAUGUCCCCGUCAGCCCUGGCGAUCGUGUUCGCCCCGUGCAUCCUGAGGACCAGUAGGACCCUGCCUGCACAGGACUCGCUGCAAGACGUUGGCCGGCAGACCUGUUGCGUCGAGACGAUCGUCCAAGAGAAACUGAGGGUCGUGCGGGCGACCCUGGCCGAUAUAAAUACUCUCGAGUCCGCCUGUCACACGGCGACUCAUCGUUUGUCCAGCUUGCGAUCCUCGAAGAUCUUCAGCCCGGAGGAAUUGAACGCGGCUGUAUCGAACGUGGCCGCGAGAGGCGGUACCGCGGAUCGGCAUAGGGAUCGGGGCGACGAGGAAGAGGCGCUUCUUGUCGAUCACAUACAGGAGAUCCAGAAGGAAAAGGCAUUGCUGACCUCGACUCUUCCCAGCCUAACGAGAGCUUCCUCGGACGACGAUCUACUUCUCUCUGCCACCGACUUGGACGAUGGGUCUCUCGAUGAUCUACUUCCAUCCUCUGCCGACGGUCUAGUAAGAAAGAAACCAAUCCAGAGGCAGAGUUCCGCGGACAAUGCAUUUCCCACGAUCAUCAGCGUCGACGAGGACAUGGUAAUGGUAUGACCAUCGACUGGGAACGUUACCACGACGGAUGAUCGAUAUGUGUAGCAACAUGACACGCGCUGUGAAGCGUCGGACUGACGGCAGCGAAUCGACGAGUCUUACUUCUGGUCUCAUCGGCAAGCCGCUAGUAAUUUAAAUAAGUAGUUAAACAAGAAAAAAAAAGCAAAGAAAAGAAACAAGAAAGCAAAACAAGAAACGCGACAUUUUAGGUAGGUCUAGUAAUUUGUUCCACGCGAAGUUAAGCUGAUAAUUCGAUCAAAACGUACAUUAUAUAUACAUACACACACACACACAUAUAUAUAUAUAUAUAUAUUUUUUUUUUUUCACUCUGUCGCUAAGCUUUCAGAGCUGUGUUUUUAAAGAACGAUUAAGAAGUUACGCGAGAGAAAGGGAGAGAGUACAAUUACAGCUUCUGCACGCGAUAAAAGAAAGAAACAAAGAAGAUAUGAGAAAGAUGUGCUGAAUAUUCAUUUUUAAUAGUCCAUUUUUCUCUUGGAACGCAAUCCUCUCUUUGAAUCGAAGACUGUCCAAUCAGGCUAUCUAGGUGUUUAGAAGCGUGUGUGACGAGAGCCAUUCGGUGAUUCUAUCGGUUACAUUACUUCCAAAACGAAUAGAAUACAAUCGCCGCCCCAUUUCGGUCUGUCGUUACAUACAUAUAUACCAAUAUACAUACGUUCUCGUUUCUACCGCGCAGGCGGAAGGGCACAAAGAAAAGAAAGAAAAGAAGUUGGGGUUUAUGCACGGUUCUCAUGUCGAACGCGUGAAAAAGAAGAGAAAAAAAAACAGAGAAUUAUCCGUUGUUGUUACGAGCGUGUUUUAGUCCGCAUUUAAAUUCUCUCGUUCU
Dufourea novaeangliae is the source of this 7516-nucleotide messenger RNA. Its product is annotated as unconventional myosin-IXa-like. Gene Ontology annotation, biological process: intracellular signal transduction. The record is from RefSeq and is a predicted model, not a curated record. NCBI's taxonomy places the organism in Eukaryota, Metazoa, Arthropoda, Insecta, Hymenoptera, Halictidae. Gene Ontology annotation, molecular function: protein binding; ATP binding; GTPase activator activity. Gene Ontology annotation, cellular component: myosin complex.